This is a messenger RNA of Chaetomium globosum CBS 148.51, 1056 nucleotides long. RefSeq lists its product as uncharacterized. Gene Ontology annotation, molecular function: transcription coregulator activity. NCBI's taxonomy places the organism in Eukaryota, Fungi, Ascomycota, Sordariomycetes, Sordariales, Chaetomiaceae. Gene Ontology annotation, biological process: regulation of transcription by RNA polymerase II. The transcript has a single exon. Gene Ontology annotation, cellular component: mediator complex. The record is from RefSeq and is a predicted model, not a curated record. Bases 1 to 1056 code for a protein of 351 amino acids.
AUGGAGACCAAUUUGGACGGCUGUUUCGAGCGAGUCGAAAAGACCCUCGGCAGUAUGAUUGACAGUCUCGCAAAGAACAACCCAUCACAAAAGCUGGCCGAGGAACUACUCGCGGCCGAAGCAGAACUCUCCAAGUCGUUGAAAUUACUCGAGACACAUCAAAACAACAAUGCACGGCUGCAGCAGCUGAGGCAGGAGACUUCGCUUCAUGACACCCAGCUCAAGGACAUCAUGAGCUCUCUGUGGAACAUGCGCAGAGAGCUGAAGGCCGUACCCACAACCAGCAACCCCCCCCCCGGCCCCAAACACCAAUUCACCACAUCUGAACUCCUCGCCUACGCCCGCCGCAUCAGCCGUAACACCCUCCCACUACCAGGCGUCACCAACGGCGUCGACAUGACCCCGACCCAGUUCUCCGCCUCACUCACCGAACCCGAAGACUCUUUCCGGCUCCAAUUCCAGCCCACGCAAACCCAAACUCCCACCAACAGCUUCAACCUCAGCUUCAACGGCACCGUCAGCACCCCCAUCGGGCUCAGCGCGCCCACCCCCACAACCACCAACGACACGCAACCCAGCACACAACUCCCCCCCUCCCAGCAACCACCGCCCAAAACCGCCCCGGCCGACGACAAGCUCCCAGCACACCUCAAACCCGCCGUCAACCCCCUGCACGACGCAGCCUUCCACCCGUGGCCGACGGAGGGACAGAUCCGGACCGGCGCGCUGGCGGCGCUGCAGCGGCUGGUGGACGCGGGGAUCGAGCCGCGCGGGUAUGACCCGGCGGAGCAGGAGCGGCGGCGCGUGGCGGAGGAGAAGGCGCGGCGCGAGGCGGAGGAGCGGGCGCGCUUGGAACGGGAGGAGGCGGAGAGGAAGGGGCGGGAGGAGAGGGAGCGCAUGGCGAGGGAGCGGGAGGCGGCGAGGUUAAGGAAUGCGGGCGGGGCGGAUGGGGAUGGCGAGAGGAGGGAGAGCGUGGCGGUGGCGAGGCCGAAGCCGAAGCAGUUUACGUUUUUGGGGGCGGAUGAUGAUGAGGAUGAUGAGGAUGAGGACGAUUAG